CGCCACUACGCCUGCUUUUUGCACAUUAACAGAUACAAACUCGAUUCUAAUGGUGAUAGGCUCAUCCAAGUUGUUCUGCUAUCGGUCAUUGCUCGCUGCAGUGGGAGGACCAGAGGCGCACCCCUGCCUCUACUUCCGUCGACGAGCGCUAAGGUCUAAGAUGUUACCUUGUUCAACAUAUACAAGUGGUGACCUCCGUGCCCUCCUUUUCCUUUUAAGCUGUAAUUUGCUCUUCCACCACUAUCAGCUGUGCAUGGCCACCGUCUGCACCUUCCGCGGCUGAGAGUAAACAUUAUGGGAUUAAUAUGACAGUAUCUCAGCCGUCGGCGUUUUUACCUUUGGUGCGCUGCUCAACGCAGUGAUUGUUUGUCCCUGUUUACGCGUCCUUCCAUCAUGUCCACCGUCCUUGCGACUCAAGUCCGCAAACACACAUCAAAGCCAACGCGAGCGGCAGGCAGGUACUGGAAAGGUAAGGCGCCGAAAGGCGCGGAAUAUCAUUCCGAUUCGGAUGAAGACGAUGAGGACCAGCUCGAGGUUCAGGAAGGAGACGUGCUCAUUGGUGGGGAGCAAGAUAUCGUCGAGGAGGAUGAGGACGAGCAAACGACACUUCCAGUGAACACGGGACAGGGCAGAGCGAAGACGAUGAAUCUCGCUUUGAAGGAUGUCAAUAUUUCGAAGGACGGCAAGGUUAUUGUUGCGGGACGAGAAGAGUCUGGACGGACAAAACUGGAGGAGGGUGCUAUAGAUAUCGUGUCGGAAGAGGAGUCGGAGGAAGCACAGGAUGAAGAAGAGGAUGAGAGCGAGUCUACCGAAUCCGAGGAAGAACCCUCAAAGACGUCAUACCGACCUGUUUUUAUUCCGAAACGAGGUCGGGAGACGAUUGCUGAACGUGAUGCAAUAACUCUAGAAGCCGAGGAAGCCGAGAAACGGAAACGAGAAAUCGCUGAAGAACGGAAGAAGCAGAGUCACGACCUCGUCGCCGAAAGCAUACGACGAGAGCUAUUGGAAAAGGAGAAGGAGGAGGUAAUACCCGAUGUCGAUGAUUCAGACGGCGUAGAUCCCGCUGGGGAAUUUGAGGCUUGGCGGUUGCGAGAGCUUGGAAGGAUUAAAAAGGAGAAAGAGGAAGAACUUAGACGCGAAGAGGAAAGAGAAGAGAUUGAGCGGAGACGUGCCCUUCCAGAAGAGCAGCGUUUGAAGGAGGAUCUUGAACGGGCUAACAAAUUACGGGAGGAGAAACCUAAAGGUCAGCAGAAGUUCCUUCAAAAGUAUUGGCAUAAGGGUGCUUUCCACCAGGACGAGGAGAUCCUCAAACGACACGACUUCACGGAGGCUACCGAGUCUACGGUAGAUAUCUCGAUGUUACCCGAAGUCAUGCGAGUCAAGAACUUCGGUAAACGCAGUAGAACGAAGUAUACCCACCUUACGGACCAGGACACCACGCACGGGACCGGAGGUUUUGGAGGCGCCGGUUCAGUAAAAACAGGGGGUCGAUCCACAGAAGGGGGUGGCUGCUUCUUAUGUGGGGGUCCGCAUCUCAAGAAGGACUGUCCUCAAAAUAAUCAACUGCCUCCAGGAGCCCGCAGUUCCUUAGCGUCUGGCGCUAACGCGGCCACUGGCACAUCACGCGCAUGGGGUGAGCACUCAUCAUGGCGAGACCGGCCCGACGAUGGGAUCGAUCGUCGCCGCUCAAAGGAGGGAAAGUCACGCCGGGAGGACUUCCCCAGUGACGAUAGACCGCGAGAAAAGAAUCGCGAUUACCGCAAUUCUGGAACUGGGCGUCGAGGAUCACGGUCAAGCUCACCUUAUCGCAGCCGUCUAGAUCCUGAUAACAGACGGAGAGCGCCGCCGGAUAGGGACUAUGAUGGUUUUAGGGAGAAGAAGCGGCGUCUGGACUAAGCGCACUGCCUUUUUUACCUGAUAGCUUCGCACAUUACCCUUGAUUAUACGAGUGAUUAGUAGGAAAGGGUCUCCACAGCAUUUCACGUGUUUAUAUGCUGUGAUUUAUUAAUAU
This is a messenger RNA of Suillus discolor, 2011 nucleotides long. RefSeq names its product splicing factor, Prp19-binding domain-containing protein. Bases 394 to 1896 code for a protein of 500 amino acids. Gene Ontology annotation, cellular component: U2-type spliceosomal complex. The transcript has 6 exons. Lineage: Eukaryota; Fungi; Basidiomycota; Agaricomycetes; Boletales; Suillaceae. The record is from RefSeq and is a predicted model, not a curated record. Gene Ontology annotation, molecular function: RNA binding. Gene Ontology annotation, biological process: mRNA splicing, via spliceosome.